Messenger RNA from Penaeus indicus, 2814 nucleotides. RefSeq names its product RNA polymerase I-specific transcription initiation factor RRN3-like (gene Tif-IA). The transcript is spliced from 10 exons. Gene Ontology annotation, molecular function: RNA polymerase I core binding; RNA polymerase I general transcription initiation factor activity. The record is from RefSeq and is a predicted model, not a curated record. Gene Ontology annotation, cellular component: nucleus. Bases 141 to 2117 code for a protein of 658 amino acids. Gene Ontology annotation, biological process: transcription initiation at RNA polymerase I promoter. NCBI's taxonomy places the organism in Eukaryota, Metazoa, Arthropoda, Malacostraca, Decapoda, Penaeidae.
CCUCGAGUCCCACGUUGGUCGCAAGGGGAUGAAGAGAAUAGCGCUCUUAUUUCUACACUCCAUAUUCCUCUUUACUAAUCGGUGACACUUUAUUUGGCUACUUGAAGACUAAGUGGAACUGUAACAACACAGGAGACACAAUGCCCCUCACGUCAGUUAUCAAGAAGCCUCCUUCCCACUCACGGGCCUCAGAGCCCAUUGAAAGGGUGAUCUUGAAUAAACCAGACUGUGUGCGUUCAACCAUUCUGAGUUAUAGAGAGACAGGCAAUCAGACGAUCUAUGUCAAUGCAUUCCACAAGCUAAAGACCUCUGAGUCACUGGAGGAGAAACUCUUGUGGCUGUCACAAAUGACAGAAUGUGUCUCACUGCUUGACAGGAAGGCAGACAAGGUUGUAAUGGAGUUCUUGAAAAUUCCAUGGUACAAUUCGGCAGAACUAGCACCAGCUGUGGAGAGUUUCAUUUUAACACUAGUGAUGGCUCAUAAUUAUUAUGCAUAUAUAGUACUCAAGCAGCUAUUCACCUUCCUAAUUCCAGAUGUAGAUGAAAAGAAUGAGGAACUCUUGGUAUCAGCAGGUGCUUUGACAGAGGAAGAGGAAGCAAGCAACCUGCGCAUUUUGAACACCAUUGUUGCUAUACACUCCCAUGUUCCAUUAAGCAGAGACAAUCUACUAGUUUUGGCCCGAAAAUGCAUGCCCUACUUCAAACGGCAUGUCCAUCAACAUGCAGUUUACACAUACAACCUGUUACUUCUUGCCAGCUACCUGCCACACCUCCGACUGCCUCUCUUGGAAGUCAUCAUUUCAAACAUGGUGACCAUUGAUGUCAACACCCCUCGCUCAGAACUUGUGAUGGAUGACGAUGAAGAUGACUUGGAUGACGAGGAAUCCAGUGAUGAGGAAGACCUUUUCCACAUGGAAGUGGACGAUGGGCGAGAGAAGACCGUUACAGCUCCUGUGGUGAAGGAAGUAUUGGAAUUCACAGAGGAUCCCCCCCUGGCCAUGACGCACAAGGAGGGCAACACAUUGGAUGUACUUAUGACACUAAUGCUGCAGUAUGUCCAUGACACGUGCCAUGGUGUUCCCAGACCACGCAUCCCAAAGCAGAUUGGCCGUGAUCGGUUGGAUAGUGCACCAGAGGGGCUGCCCCAUGAUGAUGUGAGUGGGUGUCGUGCAGGAACGGCACGGGCAAGUGAUGUAGACGAACAACGAACCGUUGGGUGUGAGUGUGGGAGCGACCGCCAUGAUCUGGAGGCCUUAAAGCUGCUCUACAUGGACCUGCGAGAGGCCUUUGCGCGCCUCAUCCUGUGCACGCAGGCUUCAUCCCAUGUACAGUUCCUGGUCUUCUACAUACUGGCUCUGCGGCCGGGCCUCAUGACUAGCUUCUUGGAGUUCUUGCGGAUGCGCAAGUUUGAGGACCCCAACUGCUCCAGGGAUACACGCAGAAAUGCCAUGGCCUACAUCGGUAGUCUCUUGGCCAGGGGCAAGUUCAUACCAUUCAGCCACGUCCACUCUUGCCUUGAGCUCAUCUGCAACUGGUGCCACUCCUACCUUGAGAACCAGGAACGCACAUCAACCAAUUAUGAAGACUUCCUAUUGCACAGUCCUUUCUACUAUGCCUGCCAGACGGUCUUCUAUGUCUUCACCUUUAGGUACAGAGAGUACACAGAAGGACCCAAGAAGCUCGAAAUGGCACGUAGCCUGAACCUGGAGAGGCUGGUGCACAGCCAACUCAACCCCCUCAAGGUGUGCGCUCCCCCUAUUGUCAGCAACUUUGCCACUGUGACACGACGCUUCCAGCUCGCUUACUGCUACACCAUCUUGGAGAACAACAAGCGCAUGAACAUCCCCUCGGCUCACAUAAAUGGCAGCAGGCAACCCUACUCCACGACGCUUGAUAUGUUCUUCCCCUUCGAUCCCUACCUGCUGCAAAGAUCUAAAGCCUACAUCGUGAACCACUUCCGUGAGUUUGAUGGCCUGCCUGAGGAGGAGGGCAAGGACAGCUUGGAGAUGGAGCUAGAUGAAGAGGGCCUUGACACCAUUGUCUCUCCACGCUCCUCUGAAUGCUCCAAGUCGCACAGCUUCUCAUACAGUAGCUCACCUGGCUACAAGCAUUGGUGAUUGCACUUGCGUUCCAUCGUCAUUGUUGCCUCUGCAGAUUUUUUUGUGUCCUUUUAUUAUUUUUUUCUUUGUAGGUAUCAGUUACUUCCUUUACUGUCAUCAUCAUCAUCUUAUUUCUGUUCUUUCCACUGUUGUUGUUUUAUAUUAUUAUCAUUGUUGUAAUUAUUAGUAUGGGAGAGGGUAUGCUUAGAUUAGGCUUGCUGUACGAAUGUCUUCCAUUUCUGUGUAUGCGAGCGAGGGAAGAUUAUUGUUGAUUGUGUCAUAGUUGAAAAAGGUUAUGCAAGAGUUAAUGGAUGUAUUUAAGUGAAUUUUUUUACCAGAUAGGAUGUGUGUCAGUUCGAAUAUGAGUGUAUAUAUAUUGUGUAUUCUUGUGUGUGUAUGUGUGUGUAUUUGUGUUUCCUUCCCUGUGUGUAUGUGUAUGUAAGUGCUAAUCUCAUAUGUACAUAGAAUUAAGCAAUACCUUCCCAGAAAUUAGUCAGGAUUUCUAGGUACCAAAAAUGUUGCAUCAUGCAUUGCACUGACUGGAAAAUGGAAUGGAAGAAGCAGGCUUUCUGAUCCAUUUACCUCAUAUUGUAGAGUAAGAAUACUGAAUCGGUAGAGAGGAUAAAGAUUUAAAAUAUAUAUUAGGUUUAGUAAUUUUGGUGCACUCUGUAGAAUGCAGACCAUGAAAAGAAAAUCAAUAAAAGAAUAAAAGCUG